Messenger RNA from Drosophila mauritiana, 1045 nucleotides. Its product is annotated as 2-oxoglutarate-dependent dioxygenase htyE. Lineage: Eukaryota; Metazoa; Arthropoda; Insecta; Diptera; Drosophilidae. The record is from RefSeq and is a predicted model, not a curated record. Gene Ontology annotation, molecular function: dioxygenase activity. The transcript has 4 exons. Bases 322 to 1020 code for a protein of 232 amino acids.
GGUUGAAAUAACAACAUACCCAGUUCACUUGAUAAGAUACUUUUAUAAACAAUGGAAUCAGAAACUGAGACUCUGCUUUCGCGAAAUGCUGUUCCUAUUAUAGAUUUAGAAAAUUUCAUUGAGGACGUGGCGAAAAAUCUGAGAAAGGCUUUAUCUGAAAAGGGGUAUGCUCUGCUAAUAAACCACGGAAUUUCAAAUGAGAAGAUCAAAACAGCUUGGAACUAUUUCGAUGGCUUUGUCGACUUGCCAGAUUAAGUUAAAGUGGUAUUUGAGAGAAGCAAAGCUCCACAUGCCGAGAAUCAUGGUUACGUGAGUCCGGGAAUGGAGCGAUUUGAUGGCAGGACACCGGAGCUGCGCCAUGCUUAUAAUAUAUGCAAACUGCAGGAAAAAUUCCUCCCCGAGCAGCAGCUACCAGGAUUUAGCAGGCACAUUAACUCAUUAGUCGAUGACUUCAAUGAAUUGGGUAAGUUGAUUCUGAAGGCUCUGGCAAUUUCAUUGGCUGCUCCACCUUCGUUCUUCACGGAUAAACAUUCGUAUAUGCUGUCCGACGAUCGCUUUAACCUGACCACCCUACGGAUGCUGUUCUACCCGCCCGUGAAAGAUCAGGAUCAUGGAAGAAGCUCCAUACGAUGUGGAGCCCAUGCCGACUACUGCACCUUUACUCUGUUGGCUCAGGAUUCGGAGGGUGGACUGGAGGUCAAGCUGCGGGGCACUGACAAGUGGGAGCGAGUGGGCCAUUUGCCAGGAGCGCUCUUCAUUAGCUGCGGUGAAACCAUGGCUAUCUGGACAGAUCAGCUCUACCACGCCUUGCAACAUAGAGUAGUGGUUCCCGAUCAGGUUGAUAUUCGCCAUCGAGGCCGGCACUCCAUUGCCUAUUUCUGUCAUCCUGAUAACUCUGCGCUGAUUGAUCCAAAUGAUUUAGAUAUUACACCUAAGCAGACGACAAGUGACGUGAUACAAAACGCAUAUGAUAUAACUAUGGCUCUGGCAAAAGGCGCAUUUGCACAUCAUUAUUCUUAGCAAGAUUUUUAAUAUUCAUUAUUCU